CGCAGUUUAGUAUAAUAGAAGAAGCCUGGAGAAAAUAAAACUUAGCUGUUGAACUAGCGGUAGGUACACACAGCUAUAGAAUUCAGUAAGGCCUAUAUACGAAAUUAAACUGGCGCAAUAGUUACGUAAAAAGAUUAAAUUUAUAAAGAAAAUAUUAGAAAAAUGUUGGAUAUUUCUGACCCGGAGAGUUCAUUGAUACAUAAUCCACCAACUUUACAGGAUGCAAGCUUAUGUUUUAUCUGCAACAACAUCGAUAGAAUCUGCUGUAUUGAGAGAUCAGGAGUUAGUGGAGAGGCUAAACUUAGAUUUAAACAACAAAUAUUUUUCCAUACUGAACUAUCCGAACAGUUACUUAUGAAACUUUGUGAGCUUAGGAAGCUUGAUGAUUUGAUGCUGACGGUGUUUAACACUGAUACAACUAGGCUAAAACAAGUGAAACUCAACGAUGCUUCAAAACUAUCCUUAAAAGGAUUAAGAACUUUAAAAGGGCACAAGAUCCUGGAGCUAGAAGCCAUGGGGUUAACCAGGGCAACUGUGACAGAUUUGAUCAGCUGUCUUGGAGAAUGGAGUUUACAGAACUUGAGGCUUCUCAACGUUUCCAACUCUACCUUCAUGGACAGUAACAAGUUCUGUGUUGUAGUUGCGUUGUCUAAACUCCGGAACCUCCAGAUUUUAAACGUUUCUAGGACGGAGUUUAACAAGACGAGUCUGGAGCUAGUGGUUGAAGAUCUACCUAGAUUAGAGAGUUUGAACAUCAGUUGUUCUCAUGUUAAUGAUAUCUCAGCCCUGAGAAAAUGCAGGACGAGGUUGAAGGUUCUCUCCAUGUCAGGACUUAAAUUCCCUCUCUCCGUCAGUGAAACUAUUGUUGAUAUUUUGACCGGACUGACUGGUCUGGUUCAUCUUGAUGUAUCUGAUGAUACCGACUCCAGGGAACCUUGUGAUAUUCUCUCUUCCGGAGCUAGGUUCAAGAUUUCUAAACUUCUCCGAAAAUACGAGUCUUUACCAAACCUUCAUUCCAUGGAUAUAUCAGGGAAAGAGGAGAUAAACACUAACGAGCUGGUGGAGUUCCUUGCUUGUCACAAGCUCCGGUUUCUUGGUUUAGCACUGAGCGAGGUUUGCAGAGAUCCUAUGUUUACAGAUUCAACAAGUGAACCCUACUUCGGAGAUAUUGUGAUAGCAGGGUUCGGGUCGGAGAAUCAAAUUCUUGAAGCUCUGCAUCGGUAUUUAGAUCGUCCAUACUACAUUCAGAAAACUUUAUAUCAUCUGUUCAAGAUGACAACUGGGAACUAUGAACCAGCCAUAGAUAUCACAGUUCCCAGAAUAGAUAUUAUCAAGAUGGUGUUAUCCUGUGCUAAGAAAUAUCCAACUGUACUUCCGAUACAGAUGGCAGUAACUGCAUGUCUGUUCAACCUCUCUAAGGCAGAUCUGUGCUCCCGGAUUCAUCCUGGAGUUCUCAAGGAGAUCGUUCAAAUAGAUUUAGACGCCAUGGAAACCUUUCCACAGCACCAGCAGCUUCAGAAGAACGUGUUGCUAACAAUAGAUAAUAAUAGAAUACUGCAAGAGGUUGAAUUUGACAAGUAUAGAUGUGUAAAACUAGUCCUUGAUUGUCUUUGCUCCUGGCAGGACAACUCUAUGAACAGGAUGUCGGUGGAGAUCUGCUCAAUUCUAGCUGCAAAGAUCUCUACAGAGGAGAUCAGUGAACUAAGUGAGUUGAGUUCUCAGGCAAACUAUAUGAAGAAACUUCUCUCUAUUGUCCGCGAAAGAACCCAGGACUCUGUUAUAGAUAUUACAAUGAAACUAACUCUCUCUGCUCUAUGGAACUUGACCGAUGAAUCUCCUAAAACUUGUCAGGCGUUCCUUGAUGAGAACGGGAUGGAGUUGUUUAUCGAAGUAUUAAACCUGUUCCCUGGAGAACUAGCGAUAGAAACCAAGGUUCUUGGACUCUUCAACAAUAUUGCCGAGGUUCCAUCUCUUCGGAGAUACUUAAUGGUUAAUCCUUUCAUACAAACACUGAGGAAUCUCCUUCAUUCUUCCAGUAUAGAGGUUUCCUACUUCGCGGCUGGAAUAGUAGCUCACCUAUCCAGUAAUUCUCUGGACCAGUGGUCGCAUCUUCUCAUAUCAAAGAACGUUCUCUCCUGUGACCUUUGGGCGAUUGUAUCAGCUUGGAAGUUUCCUGAGGAAGAGAUGGUUGCGUACAGAUCAUUUAGUCCGUUCUUCUCCUUACUUAAUAUCCAUCAGGAUAGAUCAGUUCAGCUGUGGGCUAUCUGGGCGAUCCAUCACGUCUGCUCCCGCAAUCCUCGUCGGUAUUGUUCAAUGCUAAAGGAUCAAGGAGGUCACUCCGUCCUUCUCAACCUAGUCCGGGAACCUGGAACUAAUCAUAUCGUUGCGAACAUCACAGAAAAGGUUCUCCAUACCUUGGUAGAGAACGGUCUUAUCCUUCAGGAUGAAAACCUCAGAGAGCGAGAAAUAUUUGUCGGAUUCUGAAUUCUCGUAUAAUAAUACGUCCUGCUGUUGUAGAGGAGACCGACUUAUGAUAUUUUUAAUUAAAUCAGAAUCAGGUUUUCAUAUGACGCGUUUACCCGGACGUUGUUUGUGACGUUUUUAACGUUUUUAUCGUCAAUUAUGAAUUAAACUGACUUGAUUUUAUCCUAAAACCUAAACCUUGACUUUUUAUUCUAAACUAAGUGUACAAAAUAAAAUUAAAUAACCAAUUUCAUAGAUCGACUUGUGCGACCGAUAUUUCUAAACGUGUUAAAUGUAUAACUAAUCUAGGAUUUAAAAAUUGAUUAUUGUAUAGCAAAACUUUUAUUAAUUUCACAUGAUCAUUGGCUUCCAUUCAUUUAUCUAUUUUUACUCUCGUGAACUAUUUUUUAUUGACUACAUUUUAUCUGUGAUUAAACCUAUUCCUAAACCCCUGAUUAUGUAUCAGUUGAUCUUACAUGUAAAAUGAUUUCAUUAGAUGAACUAACAAUAAUACCUAUAAGAAUAAGCAAUUUAUUGGGACUAUAUUGUAAAAAUACAAAGUUAAAAUUCAUAUUAUAAUUUUAGUUUUCAAAUUAUUUAGUAUUUUCAAUCUUUCGCUACAUUGUUUGUAUAAAUGAAUGUAUACUAAUAACAUAUAAAUUUACUUCA
Eurytemora carolleeae is the source of this 3132-nucleotide messenger RNA. Its product is annotated as protein zyg-11 homolog B. Gene Ontology annotation, cellular component: Cul2-RING ubiquitin ligase complex. Bases 163 to 2484 code for a protein of 773 amino acids. Lineage: Eukaryota; Metazoa; Arthropoda; Copepoda; Calanoida; Temoridae. The transcript has 14 exons. The record is from RefSeq and is a predicted model, not a curated record.